Molecule: messenger RNA, 912 nt
Organism: Poecile atricapillus (Black-capped chickadee)
Lineage: Eukaryota; Metazoa; Chordata; Aves; Passeriformes; Paridae
Product: collagen alpha-1(I) chain-like
Exons: 2
Coding region: 1-912 (303 amino acids)
Source: RefSeq, a predicted model, not a curated record
AUGGCUGGGCUGGGGGCGGCGGGGCCGGGGUGGGGGGAAAGGGGAGGCGGCCCUGCCCCCCCUCACGUGGCGGGGGGGCCCCCCCGGGCCGGGCAGCGCAUGGGGGGUGCGGGCGGGGGGUGCCGAGGGGCCCCCCCGGGCUGGGAGCGCGGGGGAGGGUCCGGAGAGUCCUGCGGAGAGACGGGACACGGGCUCGGGGCUCGGCAUCCCCCGGACCGGGAGAUCCCCCCCGGGAGGACGGUCAGGAACCGCGGGGAACAGACCACCCCCACCCCCGGCGGGACAGCGAACCCCAAAAGCGACGAGGAACCCCCCCCGCAGGGACCCCCGGAGCGGCUUCACCCCCGGGAGAUCGGGGAUCCCCCUCGGGGAACCGGAGACCCCCGGGAGAUCGGGGAUCCCCCUCGGGGAACCGGAGACCCCCGGGAGAUCGGGGAUCCCCCCUCGGGGAACCGGAGACCCCCGGGAGAUCGGGGAUCCCCCCUCAGGGGACAGGAGACCCCCGGGAGAUCGGGGAUCCCCCCUCGGGAACCGGGGGGGCCCGGAGGGCGCGGGGGGUCCCGUCCCGGGGGUGCCGGGGAGGAUCCGCCGGAGCCCGGGGGGGUCCCGGGGGUCGCGGCCGCCCCUCACUCACCACCGCCGCCGCCGCCGCGCAACGUCAGCGCGUACGACACGCACGCUGCGUCGCUGCGUCACGGCGCCGCCGCCGACGGGCCAAUGGGAGGGCUGAGCGGCGCGGGGUCCCCUCGAGACCCCGCCCACCGCGCGCGGCGACCAAUAGGAGACCCCGCGCGGGCGGGCGCGCGCGACGUGGGGGCGUGGCCUGGUGUGCGCCACGCUGGCCACGCCCCUGGCGCUGGCCACGCCCCCAUCAGCGCAGCUGUCAAUCAAAGAGGCCACGCCCCGUUCUGA